CGAGGAGCCGCCUCCCCUCUUACCCCUCCUCCGCCCACCCUGCCCCGGCGCGCCCGCCGGCCCCGACCGACGCGCCCGACGGACGGACGCCGCUGCGCCGCCGCCCCGGCUCCCCCAGCGCGGCCAGGUUGUUACUGGCAGAAGAACCAGGAUUCAGAUCUCAGUGGAACUUGGUUUCAAAAGCUGUUGAAACAAAGGACUGCUUUCUAAUUUGGACAUGGCUAAUCGAGGAGCAACAAGGCCCAACGGGCCAAAUGCUGGAAAUAAAAUUUGCCAAUUCAAACUAGUACUUUUAGGAGAGUCUGCAGUUGGCAAAUCAAGUUUGGUGCUUCGUUUUGUAAAAGGACAGUUUCAUGAAUUUCAAGAAAGUACGAUUGGAGCUGCUUUUCUAACCCAGACUGUAUGUCUGGAUGAUACAACGGUAAAAUUUGAAAUUUGGGAUACAGCUGGCCAAGAGCGGUACCACAGUUUAGCACCCAUGUACUACAGAGGAGCACAAGCAGCUAUAGUGGUAUACGACAUUACAAACGAGGAGUCCUUUGCCAGAGCGAAAAAUUGGGUCAAAGAACUUCAGCGACAAGCAAGUCCUAAUAUUGUAAUAGCUUUAGCAGGAAACAAAGCUGAUCUAGCUAACAAAAGAGCUGUGGAUUUCCAGGAAGCACAGGCUUAUGCAGAUGACAACAGCUUAUUGUUCAUGGAGACAUCUGCCAAAACAUCUAUGAACGUAAAUGAAAUAUUCAUGGCAAUUGCAAAAAAAUUGCCCAAGAAUGAACCACAGAAUGCAGGAGCCAGCUCUGCCAGAGGAAGAGGAGUAGACCUUACUGAACCCACACAACCACCCAAGACUCAAUGUUGUAGUAACUAAAAGAUCAAUUGCUUUAAACUGUUCUGAAUAUUCUUCUGCUUCCUAACUGUUAAUAACCAUGGAAUUGGAGUGCUUAACCUGGUCCAGUACAGCUUCCAAACAGCGAAGAGACUUACGAUAAUAGUCAAGUUCAUGAUACAGAGUUUUUUUUUCACCUAAAAUUUUAACAUGCAUGUAUCCACCACUGGCUGUAAUGUUUCAGCAGUAGAGGAGAGAUGGAGGUGGAAUAAACUUCCUUCACUUGAAAGGUUUUAAAAUUCAGUUGUUAUUAUUAGGGGUGUAGAAGAACUACUUUCUGUGGACCUAAUUGGCCAGUUCCUGUAGCCUCAGUACUGAUCACUGUUAUAAUAAAUAGAAUUGGGUCUUUCCAUAAUUCUCAACUGUGCUUUAAAACCUCCUUAGAAACAGGGUCUAAAAAUUACUUAAACUCAAUUGCAGUAUUGAUGCAACCACUUGUUUCUGCAGGUAUCCACUGUUUAGUUAUACAUUCCAUAGGUUAAUAAUUUUAUUACAAAUAAUACAUUAACAAAUUUAAGAAAUCCUAUGCUUGUCAGAAAGUGGAGUUUUAGUUGGUACACUGUAUGUAAAUUAUAUCAACCCAGUUAGUUAUCUUAAUGAAUUAGUGAUGAAUCAAGUCUAACUUAAUUUCUAAUCUGUUCAGAGGGUACAGACCAGUAAAUUCAACUCUACAACUUAGAAUAUGGGGGUUUUUGUCCUCUACAAACUGUAAGAGCUCUUCAAGUAAAACCACAACAAACUCGGUGUCUGUGACUUCUUUCUUGUUUCUGAUCAUUGCUGGCCAUUACAGUUUGUUUUUCCCCUAAGGAAAAAAAAAAUAGUGCACUAACGAUUAUGUACAUCCAACUUGAUUUUAAAUUUGGAUAUUAAUGUACUGUAAAUAGGUACUCUGCAUUGUAGUCUACAUUUGUUUAAUACUUUCUGUAAUAUUUAAGAGUUGCUUAAAGGUAUACAGAAUGUACAGUUACUUAAAGCUAACUUUUUUCCUCUCUAAUCAAAGGGGGUUCUGAGUUCUUCCUUUAUGGCUAGAACAGUAAUAAAUGAUGCUCCUGUAUCUGUAACAUAAGUACUGCUGUCUGUCAGUAAUGAACAUCGCAACUUUGUUUUCCAAAGUACAUUUUAUUUUGAUCAGUCCAGUAUAUUGCACUAAUUCUUUUAGUUAUUUUCAUUAUAUGAAAUCUACAAAGUGUGUCAGAAGAGAUGAAUUAGUCUAUUUAAAUGUUGAACUGAUAGAAACUUACUUGUGCAGAUUUUAAAUUUGCAGUAAUCUGGGUUUAGCAAGAAAAAUGACAGUUCACCAGUGUUUAGUUUUAUAUUGAGGUGCUCAGGUUUGAAUAAAGUGGUUUAAAAAAAUUUUGAUUACUGGUUCUUAUUGAGAGUUUCAGGAGGUUUUAUCACAUUUGUACAGUUCCAGACAAGAUGUCUGAUUCACUGUAUGGGUCAGCAUUUAAGAUGCUUACAAUAAAUUUAUGGCACAGCUAAA
Taeniopygia guttata (zebra finch) is the source of this 2366-nucleotide messenger RNA. It is a transcript of the gene RAB5A, whose product is annotated as RAB5A, member RAS oncogene family. The record is from RefSeq and is a predicted model, not a curated record. NCBI's taxonomy places the organism in Eukaryota, Metazoa, Chordata, Aves, Passeriformes, Estrildidae. Gene Ontology annotation, molecular function: GTP binding; GTPase activity.